This is a messenger RNA of Trichoderma harzianum CBS 226.95, 2360 nucleotides long. RefSeq lists its product as hypothetical. Lineage: Eukaryota; Fungi; Ascomycota; Sordariomycetes; Hypocreales; Hypocreaceae. The record is from RefSeq and is a predicted model, not a curated record. Bases 164 to 2179 code for a protein of 671 amino acids. The transcript has 4 exons.
GGAAAAUUCCUCAGGACUGAAAUUCCUUUUAUUUUAUCUGGUCGUUUUUUCCAGAGGUGUUUCCCCCUCUGAUUGUUGUCGCAUGCUUUCCUUGUGACUAUUUUAUUCCUUCUAUGUAUGAUCUACAUCGCUAUUGCUCGCGGCGCCUAUGUAGAAACAGGACAUGGCCACCACAAACUUUGAUGUGAUACAAACAGUGCCACGUGUGGCGACACUCAUUUACCAGACUCACCAGCUAUGGCAGGAAAUCAAAAAUGUCCCAGACGGGAUUAUGGGACUUGUAGACCAGCUGAAGGCUCUUGAGUCCAUUUUCUCAGAUAUUGAAGACCAGUUCAACGAGGAUGGUGCCUCGCCAUCCUUCAAGAACUGCCUUGAGCUGUCCAAAAAGGCACACGAUUCUUUGGGAGUUCUAGUUGCGGAUAUGAGAACGCAGCUGCAGACAAAUAAGAGGAUGAAGCGCAAAUAUGCGGCAGUCAAGAUUUUGCUCAAUAAGGCCGUUUUAGAGAGACUCGAGCAGAGUCUAUCUCGAUGCAUGACCUUUUUACAACUAGCAAUACAAGCAUAUCAAAUGGCAAUGCUUCGGAAACUUAGCUCUCAGACCACCUCAGCAAGAUUCCAGCCACAACAUCAUGCACAGAUCCAACAACUUCUUCCACAACGACCACAAAAGAAAAUGCCUCACAAUCAGACAGAGAGAGAUGAAGACCUUAUUGAGACGGAAAGUGUUAUUGCGAGAUCUAGAAAGACAACGGAUUUAUUCACUUUUAAUUUUACACAACAUCUGCGGUUCGCAUUGGCUCAUACCAAAUCGACUGGAGCAUGGCAAGUACAGCUCCAGGUACCCAAAUGGCUAUCAAAAUCAGUGUACGAGUUCAUAUCUGCGCCAGCGAUUGCAGGUUGGACAUACACUUAUCGUGUAUACAACAUAAUCCCAAACGAUUCGGAGAUAAUUAAGAAGAUCAACAGUGGAGACUUGAUUGGUGUUCGAGAGAUGUUUAACAACAGAGAUGCAUCCCCUUUUGACCGCAAUGCUCAAGGGGGAAGUCUCUUAUAUUAUGCGGCAUCGAGUCAACAAUAUGAGAUAUGCCAGCUGUUGCUAAAGAUGGGUCUCCAGUCAUUGCUAGACCACAGCGAAGGAAACUUUUCGUCACCGAUUGAGUCUAUAGCGGGUGAUAUAUCGUCCGUGACGACUUGGCCUACGGAAAGACAUCCACGCAGAAUAGCCGAUUUAUUUGCUUCAUAUCUCCAAGAGCCAGAUGCGUUACCAGCAGAAAGGCUCCUGGAUUUCAUCAGAGAAUUCGAACCUAACGAUAAAAAGCUGUCUGAAUUCCGAAGUUUAUUUAUGCCAAAUUAUUAUUUACGAUUACUCAGAGAUCGACUUGAAGCUGUCCGGCUCGGCGCCUUUAAUGUCAUCAGAUGCAAAACGUUGGAGAGCCUUGUUUCAAAAGACGGCAAAAUUACUCAAAUGGAUGUCGUCCAAUCAAGUCGUGAGAAAGUGUCUCUUGUACAUUCUGCGGCUUUGGCACUUGGAUGCCGAUAUCCAGAGAGAUUAAUGACCUGCUUGAAACCAUGCGUAUGGCUACGUAUAUACGAAGAAGACUGGGGUGACUUUGUGACAAAUAUAGCCCGUAUGGCAACUCUCGAUGACCUCAUCUCCGUGGAGACGGUCGUGCCAUGGGAUGUUUAUGAAGUAACAGCUUGGAAGGGCACACCGCUUAUAUCAGUUAUUGGAGGCGCACUCUGUUAUCUCUGCCCUGGCAUAUCUUUCAAUCACUGGGAUACGCUGUUCCAUGGCUGCCUUUAUAAAUGGCUUUCUCUGCUGGAUGCCGCUGGGGUUGACAUACUCGAAUAUGGAAAGAAGGAGGCGUCGAUUCUUCAUGACCUCCAGAGCAACACGAAAGGGGCUUUCGAUGCCGACGCAAUUGAGGAAUCGCGAACAAUGCUGCGACAUUCCAUGGUGAGAGGCGACCCGCUACCGAAAGUUCAUCGUGCGACUUUUAUCGAUAGGCGUGGUGAACAGUACUGGCUCCCUUUUCGGAUAAUAGAUCUGCAGAUUGGACCUGAACCCACUGAUUGGAAGUUAAGAUGGGCUCCGGAGUUUGAGUACAUGGCGUGUCAAUUUUGGACGUUAGUCGAAAAUCACGAAACCGCAAUGCCGGGCUCUUGGGUAGAGUGCUAGAAAUAUUUGUAUAAAAUUAGAUAAAUUCAAGAGCGCUAUUUCAGUUCAUCUGGAAGAGCAAGAUUGACCGAGGCACGUUAGCCUAGCUUUUAGAGGAUAUGUAGACUUAUAUAUGAAGCUCCGAUGUAGUGGUGUCUCAAAUUAUAUCAAGGCCAAAAAGAGCGGCUAUUAUAGCAUAGGU